Marchantia polymorpha subsp. ruderalis is the source of this 1598-nucleotide messenger RNA. The record is from the annotation of a GenBank genome assembly. NCBI's taxonomy places the organism in Eukaryota, Viridiplantae, Streptophyta, Marchantiopsida, Marchantiales, Marchantiaceae.
CGAGGGCCUUCACAAAGGCAGCAGCAGCAGCUCGCAUUUGCUGCAAUCGUUGUUUGCCCGUGCUCUGAUCGAUCGAUCGACCCUCAGCAGCUCUCUUGCUCUCGCCCCGUCUGUCUGUCAGUGUAUCAGUCAAGCUUUGUAUUCGAGGUCGUAGAUCGAAAUAUGGCAUCUGCACGGGGCUCGAUCGUCAGGUCCUUGAGGCUCGUAGGGCAACAUGUACAGAAGCAGCAGAGCCGCGAAAUGUCCAGCUCCAGCGGACCGCAGCGCAAAGUUGCUGUUCUCGGAGCUGCUGGUGGUAUCGGACAGCCCCUCGGACUGCUCAUGAAGCUGAACCCCUUGGUCACUCAUCUUUCCUUGUAUGAUAUUGCCGGAACUCCUGGAGUCGCCGCCGACAUCAGCCACUGCAACACUCCCGCCGAGGUAUCCGGAUACGCCGGAGAUGCAGAUCUUGGAAAGGCUCUUGAAGGAGCAGAUAUUGUUAUCAUCCCCGCUGGAGUUCCAAGGAAGCCCGGUAUGACCCGUGAUGAUCUAUUCAAGAUCAACGCCGGCAUUGUGAAGUCACUCUGCGCCGCCAUUUCUCAGCAUUGCCCAGAGGCUCUCGUCGCCAUGAUCAGUAACCCAGUGAACUCGACUGUCCCUAUCGCCGCUGAGGUAUUCAAGAAGGCCGGUACUUACGACCCCAGGAAGUUGUUCGGUGUCACAACUUUGGACGUUGUUCGAGCGAGGACUUUUUACGCUGCCAAGAAAGGCCUCAAUGUGAGAGAUGUCGAUGUUCCCGUCGUCGGUGGUCAUGCUGGUAUCACGAUUCUACCUCUUUUCUCCCAGGCUACCCCUAAGAAGUCCCUCGAAGGCGAGGAGCUUGAUGCUCUGACCAAGCGCACUCAGGACGGAGGAACCGAAGUUGUCCAAGCUAAAGCUGGAAAGGGAUCCGCAACUCUGUCGAUGGCGUACGCUGGCGCUCUUUUUGCUGAGGCUUGCUUGAAGGGCCUGAACGGGCAGAAGGGCGUUAUCGAAUGCACUUAUGUGCAGUCCUCCAUUAUUCCCGAGUUGCCCUUCUUUUCCUCCAAGGUUCGCCUAGGUCCCAAUGGUGUCGAGGAAAUCAUGGGUUUGGGUCAGAUCACUGAGUACGAGAGCAAGGCAUUGGAGGCAAUGAAGAGCGAGUUAGCUUCGUCCAUCCAGAAGGGAGUGGACUUCGUUCACCAGUCAUAAGCACUACGAGCCAAUUUCUGAGUUUCGGCGGACCGAUUUGUUCCAAUUUUAAUGAGCCACCUUAUGAGAGGAAGAUGUUUCGUCUUCAGGAGUCGGUCCAUUUAGAAAAUGCCACAUUUAGCGUGGAGACAGUUUUGGAAGACGCCAACGUGUCGUUAGGUCUCAUUGCCUGGGAGCGCACAGCGAAGAAAAUCCAGAUCUGUUUAGGUCUACCGACAUGAGUGUCCUGAUAUAUAAUCGGAGAUUGUGCUCCACUCUAAAGAAGAGAGGGACAGCAUUCAACUCCUUGCGAAUGAUCAUAUUGUUAGUCUCAAGUACUACCGACCUUGAAAUAAAGGGCAGGUAAAAGUAAUAACGGCCGCUGUAUUCAGUGGCAUAAGAGCCUGGUU